Messenger RNA from Meyerozyma guilliermondii ATCC 6260, 456 nucleotides. RefSeq lists its product as uncharacterized. Gene Ontology annotation, cellular component: fungal-type vacuole; plasma membrane. Bases 1 to 456 code for a protein of 151 amino acids. The record is from RefSeq and is a predicted model, not a curated record. NCBI's taxonomy places the organism in Eukaryota, Fungi, Ascomycota, Pichiomycetes, Serinales, Debaryomycetaceae. The transcript has a single exon.
AUGCAAGCUUUCUACUUUAUUAUCAUGGUUUGGAAGUCUUCAUUUCAAUGGUUCAACAUCACUUUUAUCUUUGGAUACGGAUUGGAGCUCGUUGGAUGUAUAGGAAGGGUUCUCAGUUUCAAAGACAACACAGAUAUGAACUACUAUUUGCUUCAAUUUGUUGCAUUGACGAUCGCACCAGCAUUCAUCAUGGCAGGAAUUUAUUUCAUAUUUGCCCAAUGUGUGGUUAUAUAUGGUCGCAAGUUUUCGGUAUGGAAACCAAUGUGGUACACCUACUUCUUUAUUGGAUGUGAUGUUGUUUCUUUGUUGAUUCAAGCUGUCGGAGGUACAAUUGCAUCCACUGAAGCCAACACCAAUCUGAAUUCCAACUUUGGUAAAAAUACCAUGGUUGUUGGAAUAAUGUUUCAAGUAGUUUCAAUGACCAUAUUCCUUGGGAUUCUUGGUUCUGGUUUAUGA